CCUAUAAAUCCACUCGCCUUCGAGCUCCCUUGCCGCCCCGCAUUGAACUCUCCCUCGGUUCGUUCCAGCGCUUGCCCACCGGACUCACCGCCGAGACAGAGCUCCACGCCAUCCCCAGGCCCCAGCUUCUCUCUCUCUCUCAGCCGCGUCCGCUUGUCGCGUUGCGGACCCGGAACACGCCGGCCCGCCAUAUAGAGCGAACAAAGCCAGAGACAGCCGGCCAGACAGACACUCGAAGCGGUGGUCUUCUCCGUUCGGCAAGGGACAAGGAUCAGUCCCCAGUUGGUUUAAUUAGUAGCCGGCCAUGGCGGCGAAGAAGGUGGUGCUGAAGCUGGACCUGCACGACAACAAGGACAAGCAGAGGGUGCUCAAAGCGGUCUCCACUCUCCACGGCAUCGACUCGAUCUCCGUGGACAUGAAGGACUCUAAGCUGACGGUGGUCGGCCUCGCCGACCCCGUCGACGUCGUGGCCAAGCUGCGCAAGGUCGGGGCCGCCCACAUCCUCUCCGUCGGCCCGGCCAAGGAGGAGAAGAAGGACGACAAGAAGGACGGCGAUAAGAAGGACGGCGACAAGAAGGACGGCGAUAAGAAUAAGGUCAUGGUGUGCCCGCCGCCGUGGUACGCCGCGCAGUACCCACACUACUACCCCCACUACGUCGUCCACAGCGCCGAGGAGGACCCCAACUCCUGCGUCAUCUGCUGAUGCCGACGCCGACGCCGGUCCGGGUGUCCCCGGUCAGUUUUUGUAAAUUUCUAGUUGGCCUGCCUGCCUGCCUACCUCGAGCUCCGGCGUCAGUGAUCACCGGCCGGGACCGGGACCAGGGCCCGGGGUGCGGUGGUUGGCCGCUGCGCUCAGCUCUAUCCCUGGGUUGGUUGGCCCGUCCGCAGGUCGUUAUAUGAUGAUGAUGAUGAUGAUGGCCGGAGCAAUUACGCAGGCGGUCCAGGAGGUGGGAUUUCAGGCUGCAGAUCCAUUGCUGAUCUGAUCAGCGAGUUGUGCAGUGUCCAUAGCAUAUAGUAUUUGGGUUUUGUCCUUGCUAUUUGGGUGUUAAGGAAUGAAACUAUAAACUUAUAUAAAGGUUAACUGAACAUAUACUAAACUCCAUGUGUUCUGAUGUAUGAAGUCGAGUGAUUAAAGGAGCUGAACUGUUUGUUGGACUUGGUCCGAGAGGUUCACGUAAGAGCACGACCAGUGCUCCUGAAUCAUCUAGAAACGGGCAGCAGUAGGAUGAACUGAAUAGGGGUUAUUGUAAUCAUAAAAUGGCUGCUGUCUAGCCCAUCUUUCAAA
Molecule: messenger RNA, 1285 nt
Organism: Panicum hallii
Lineage: Eukaryota; Viridiplantae; Streptophyta; Magnoliopsida; Poales; Poaceae
Product: heavy metal-associated isoprenylated plant protein 39-like
Exons: 3
Coding region: 305-703 (132 amino acids)
Molecular function (GO): metal ion binding
Source: RefSeq, a predicted model, not a curated record